This is a messenger RNA of Ochlerotatus camptorhynchus, 1818 nucleotides long. Its product is annotated as glucose dehydrogenase [FAD, quinone]-like. Gene Ontology annotation, molecular function: oxidoreductase activity, acting on CH-OH group of donors; flavin adenine dinucleotide binding. Bases 219 to 1697 code for a protein of 492 amino acids. NCBI's taxonomy places the organism in Eukaryota, Metazoa, Arthropoda, Insecta, Diptera, Culicidae. The transcript has a single exon. The record is from RefSeq and is a predicted model, not a curated record.
UUUGCUCGACUCGAUUUGCUCCAUAGCACUAAAGAAUGCAUUUCAAUGAACUAACAUUUCCAUAUUUUUCAUGGCUAUCAUUACUAACUUAAUUUCGUCAUACGGUGGUGGAAUUCGAACACUCAUUUGAAUAGGUUCCUGGGCUAUUUCUGCACAUUCAGAACACAUCUAGUGAUUGGGAGUAUUACGCGGAAGUAUCCGAAAAAGCGAGCAGGGCAAUGCCCCGUGGCAGUUAUUGGCCGAGAGCUAAAAUGCUGGGUGGUUGUAGUGCAAUGAAUUUUAUGCUGUACGUCCGGGGUAAUGAACGAGAUUACAACAGCUGGGCUGAAAGUGGUUGCGAAGGUUGGAGCUGGCAGGAGGUUUUGGAAUACUUUAGAAAAUCCGAAAGAAACGAACUUUUCGGAAACAGUUCUUUUCAUUCGUUGGAUGGUGAAUUGAAAGUCGGAAAAUUUAGUAGGGGAAAUCCGCUGAUGGAAACGUUCAUUGACGCUGCUGUGGAAUUAGGAUAUGCGAAGCUAAAGGAUAUCAAUGGCAAUAAGUUCAUUGGAAUGGUAGAGCUGCAAGGAACCGUGUACAAAGGUAGGAGACAAAGUGCUGCAAAGGUCUUCCUGAGUUCAGUGGUUCGCCCUAAUCUACAUUUGAUAAGGAAUGCUCAGGUCAUGAAAGUCAUCCUCGAAAAUUUCUCCGCAACUGGAAUACAGUUCAGACUUCAGAAUAAUAAGCUUAUGGAAGUGAAAGCAAAAAAGGAAAUUAUAUUAUCAGCAGGAGCAAUUAAUACACCACAAAUCUUGAUGCUGUCUGGUCUGGGACCCAACAUUCAUUUGAAUAUGCAUGGAAUAGAAACGCUAGUUGAUCUGCCUGUCGGUAAAAAUCUACAAGAUCAUGUAAUCGUUGCGUAUUUUAUUGCAUUGGAACCUGGAAACGAGGAAGAUGAUGUGAUCAAAGACUAUCUUCAAUACCUUUUGUCGCAGUCAGGACUUUUUGCCGGAAAUGGCGGAACUCAUAUUACUCUUUUCCUGAACACGGAAACCAUUGGAAGCAAAUACCCCAAUCUUCAGUAUCACUACCUGUUUUUCAGAAAAGGUGAUAGCUAUCGCAUGCCUCAGUUUCUCAAAUUAAUGAGCUACGAAAAAGAUAUCCAUAAAACUAUAACCAAAGUCAGCAAAAAGAGUGACAUUGCGGUAGUUUGGAUUACACUUCUCAAUCCAGUAUCAGUAGGUCACAUUGAACUUAGGAGUUCCAAUCCGUUCGAAAAAGUCAAAAUAUUUCCUAACUAUCUCAACGACUCAAACGACGUCCGGCUUUUAGUCGAUGGAUUAAAAUGGCAACGUAAAUUUCUGAACACAAAAGCUAUGAGAAGCCUGAACGCUACGGAACUACGUUUUAAAAUUCCAGAGUGCGAUGAUAACCCAAUAGAUUCAGACGAAUAUCUUAAGUGCUACGUGAGCUUCUUCUCGACCACCAUUUAUCAUCCCGUAGGGACAGCCCGUAUGGGACCAACCAGAGAUCAGCGAGCCGUAGUAGAUCCACAACUUAGAGUACGGGGUACCAAAGGUUUACGAGUGAUUGAUGCCAGCAUCAUGCCCAACAUUAUUAGUGGCAAUACAAACGCUCCAUCUAUCAUGAUAGGGGAGAAGGGCGCUGAUCUCAUCAAAACUGAUUGGCUUCAUAUAGAUUUAUCACAUUCCGAGCUCUAAACAGACAUCAACUAACAACAACAUGUGGGAAAUUAUGUGUGUAUUUGUUGUUUUGUUUUGCUAUUUUAAGAUGAAUGUUGCCUUCAUCUAGACAGUUUCCUUUACGUCGUUGAUGACUAUU